AUUUUCCUGCUAAAAAUAAAUUAAAGAAAUAAACCCAAAGUGCUUCUUAUCAGCCAGCGAUAGCCCUUCGAAUAAGUUAACUUUUCACAACAUGCAAUCGAUUUUUAUAUUAUGUAGAAUCGUAAAAAAUCGAUUUGAUAUAAAAAUUUAAUUGAACGGGAUUUAGUGAGCAAAUGAUAAAUAAGAGUUGAAAAUAAUUGUACUCAACCAAUAUUACAUCUUAGUGUGCAUCUUAAACAAUAAGAAAAAUAUUCAACUUAUUUCAAUACAUUUAAUCAAAUAUGGCCACCGAUGUGAGAACUACGACUGUAGGCGCUGCAACAACAACAACAGCAACAACAGCUAAUACAGCCACCAAUGCUAACACAAAUUCAAUGAUUAAUACAAAAACAGUUAUGGAAGCACAAACGACACAUUCGAGUCAAGCAAAAACGCUAAAUGCCGAAAGUAGUAGCUCGUCCGGCGGUAACUCAAACAAUGCUGCUGGCAACGGAAGUAGCGCUACCGGUGGAGUAUCAACACAAAAUGAUAAAUCGGAAAAGCCCAUCGCACAUAUUGAUUUUAAUAUCCAUGGUGAUAGUAUCGCUCUACUUGCCGGUGAUGAUUCGGACUAUACGCCACCACCAUCACCGCUGUCCGCUAAAGGCUAUGGUCACCCGAUAGAACCGCAAAAGCCGCGCUGGUUAUCCUCUUUACACAGCGUGAUCUUCAUUAUAACCUGUGCUCUAGCGGUCUUCAUUGUUUUUCGUAACGUUCUAACUUGGCAUUUGCAGAGCUUCUGGGGAGCAUCGGGCGAUUUCUGGCAAGCACAAUGGGAUAAAUUUAUCGAUAAAACAGGUGAUGAUCCCAUGGUACUUUGGGUGUUUGGCAGCACCAUAUUCUCGAUGAUAGUCUAUUGGUUUGUUGGCGGCAUUUACACUUUUAUGGAUUUGACUAACCGACCAGCAUUUCUGCGUAAAUACAAAAUUCAGCCCGGCACUAAUGAGCCGGUCGAAACAGAACGUUUGAUAAAAGUUAUAUGGCGCGUUAUUACCAAUCAAGUAUUUGUUGGACUCCCAUUCGCUUUUCUCAGCUAUAAGCUAAUGACAUUGCGUGGACUCAGCUCGAUACGUGAAUUGCCUACAUUCCAUUGGGUUUGCGUUGAGCUAACGGUGUGCAUUCUCAUGGAGGAGCUUGGCUUUUACUACUCACACCGUUUAUUACAUAACAAACAUAUUUACAAAUUCAUACAUAAGCAACAUCACGAAUGGACCGCACCCAUCGCCGUCACUGCGAUCUAUUGUCAUCCUGUAGAGCAUAUUUUCAGCAAUUUAUUGCCGCCGUUUUUGGGCGUUUUCCUAAUGAACACACAUGUAGCUACCGCUUGGAUGUGGUUCGCUCUGGCCAUUUUGUCGACACUUAAUGCACAUUCCGGUUAUCAUUUGCCCUUCUUUCCCAGUCCAGAGGCACAUGAUUUUCAUCAUUUGAAAUUUAACAAUUGCUUUGGUGUACUUGGUGUUUUGGAUCGUCUUCAUGGCACUGAUAUUCUAUUCAGAGCCACCAAGUCCUACACGCGUCACAUUAUGAUGUUGAGUUUUGUGCCGCCACGCGAGGCCUUUCCGGAUUCAUCAACCAAAUAGAAUAUAAGUUUUUGAUUAAAUCAAAUAUUAUACAUUUUAAAUUAUUAUAUAUCCAAUUCACAAUACAUAUACAGAAGUACAUAUGUACGUGUAUGUACUCGAUUAUGCUUAUUUGGUAAUAAUUUAUAGAUUUACAUAAGUUGCAGUUUUUAAAUGUAUGUGAUAUAUGUAUGUACAUAUAAAUGUAGUUAAAUUAAGUACUAAGAGAAUUAUAAAUAAUCAGAGUCUGAUGGGUA
Messenger RNA from Ceratitis capitata (Mediterranean fruit fly), 1855 nucleotides. RefSeq names its product fatty acid hydroxylase domain-containing protein 2. Gene Ontology annotation, biological process: sterol biosynthetic process. Gene Ontology annotation, molecular function: C-4 methylsterol oxidase activity; iron ion binding. Bases 282 to 1619 code for a protein of 445 amino acids. The transcript has 5 exons. The record is from RefSeq and is a predicted model, not a curated record. Lineage: Eukaryota; Metazoa; Arthropoda; Insecta; Diptera; Tephritidae.